This is a messenger RNA of Tyto alba (common barn owl), 2524 nucleotides long. It is a transcript of the gene GIPC2, whose product is annotated as GIPC PDZ domain containing family member 2. The record is from RefSeq and is a predicted model, not a curated record. NCBI's taxonomy places the organism in Eukaryota, Metazoa, Chordata, Aves, Strigiformes, Tytonidae. The transcript is spliced from 6 exons. Gene Ontology annotation, molecular function: protein binding. Bases 25 to 1005 code for a protein of 326 amino acids.
GGGAGCCCGUCACAGGCGCGGAAGAUGCCGCUGGGGCUGAGGAGCAAGAAGAAGGACAAGUCCAAGGAGACCGUCAAGCUGGUGGAGAGCGAGGCGGCGGCCCCGGCCCCGGCCCCCGCGGCGGAGGCGGCGGCGGCGGCCCCGGCCCCGGCCCCGGCCCCGACUGUGUCGCGGCUGCAGUUCCACACGCAGCUGGCGCACGGCAGCCCCACGGGCCGCGUGGAGGGCUUCGGCAGCGCCCGCGAGCUCUACGCGAAGAUCGCCGAGGCUUUCUGCAUCCAGCCCGCCGAGAUUAUGUUUUGCACUUUGAACACUCAUAAAGCCGAUAUGGACAAGCUCUUAGGUGCACAAAUUGGCCUUGAAGAUUUCAUAUUUGCCCACAUAAAAGGACAACGAAAAGAAGUGGAAAUUCUUAAAACUGAUGAUGUGCUUGGGCUUACCAUUACAGACAAUGGAACGGGCUGCCCGUUUAUAAAGCGAAUCAAAGAAGGUAGCCCUAUGGACCAAAUCAAAAUGGUCUGCGUGGGUGAUCACAUAGAGACUAUAAAUGGAAAAAAUGUGUCAGAUUGUCGGCAUUAUGAAGUUGCCAAAAUGCUAAAAGAUCUGGAGAAAGGUCAGAUGUUUAAGCUGGAGUUGAUAGAGCCUAUGAAAGCAUUUGAAAAGCUGGAACCAAGGUCCAAAGGUGGAACUCUGCCAGAGGCUAAAAUCUCCAGAGGGAGAGAAACACUUCGGCUGAGAACCAAAGGCCCUGCUACCGUGGAGGAAAUGCCAACUGGAGUUGAAGAAAAAGCAAUUAAAAAAGUGGAUGAGCUUCUUGAAACAUACAUGGGGAUAAGAGAUAUUGAAUUAGCUGCAACAAUGGUGGAAGCUGGAAGAGACAAGAAAAACCCAGAUGAAUUUGCAGUGGCUUUGGAUGAAACUCUUGGAGACUUUGCAUUUCCAGAUGAGUUUGUCUUUGAUGUGUGGGGAGCAAUAGGUGAUGCUAAGCAAGGACGACUGGAAUGAGAACUGUGCAGUUUAUCAAUCCGUAUUUGAAAAUACAAAAUAUUUUUCAAAUAUGUACAUCAGAAUUUUAAUUUUAUUGAUAUGAAUCCAGGGUGCUCUGUAUAAGUAUUCUUAUCUGAGACUCUUUUCAAAGGAAGUUUUCUAAAAGAAAUAUGAAGAUAAACCCAAAGUUCUGACAACUACACAUUUAAAACAUUUAAUUUAAAUGUAGAAAUCACUGUGAAUAGUGCACCAAGGAGAUAUAUUUAUACAGACAUUUUAUUAAAAUUAGGUAUUUUUUAUUGUACAUACACUUUGAUAUCAAUAUUCUGAAGAGUGUUAGACAUAUGCAACAGUUUGGAUUACUCUAUCUCUUCUUUACAAAGAUUUAGAAACUUGUUGAAAAACUACCUAGCUCUACACGCUGCAGUCCCUUGGUCUUCUGUUGUCCUUAUGUAUUCUCGUACAAAAAGAGCUGUUUACAGUUUGGCCUGGAUGUAGUAUUUUCUGUAGACAGAGCUGGGAAGAAGCUACCCUGUUUUUGAAGAACCUGAGUUCAGGAAAAAAAAAAAUCCUCUGAAACAUGAGAAAUAAGAUCUUUGAAUGAAAAAGUCUUUUCUUCAUUUGAGUCAUAACACGUUCUGUCUGGGUAUUACUGAGAUGAGUAAAUAUAGUAGAAAUGCUUAAACCAGGAAGCUGCUGCUUUCUUCAGAUGCCAUAUUAUUGCAGCAGGAGCUGCAUAGGAAGAAACAAAUGUUAAUUUUGAUUACUAUUCAUAUAUUUGAAUAAUAUCUGUGAUCUGGCACUGGAGACUAUAGUGUAUGACUGAGUGCUUAUUUGAUCUUUGCAUAUACUAAAUGAUUUGCUGAGAUCCCACAGUGUUCCCCUCGUCUGCUUUUUUUUAACAUGGCAACAUAGGAGAGAUGUUGCUGUUCAAACCUGGAAAAUAUUAUUGUGAAGUCACAAACAAUCGUGGUUUGGAUGAAAAUGCAUGCCUAAUCCCUGAAAAAUACAUUAAAUUAAUUCUAGAUGUUAGGAUUUCCAAUUAUAUUGUACAUAAACAUCUACUUUAACUGAUAACAUCUUACUAAUAAUUAUCAGAUUAUUAAAAAUGAACUGUCUUUUAACAUAUCUGCUAUGUCUGCAUUUAUUCUUCUGUUGACUCUGUACUUAGUGAAGAGCAAUGCAGUAAGUUCUGUUUUUACUCGCAACUAGAUUCGUUAUCAGUUUUUACUGUGCUUUGUUUUAAUCAAGACAGAGAUUUGCUUAUUUGUUUAGAAAAAGCUACUUUCAGGUGAUUAUUAUAGCCAAAUAACACAUCAUGAGUGUCCUUGAAAAUUAAAUUGGACAAGAAUGUGGGGCCUGACCUGGAAAGGUGUUCUAGCUUUUUAGUAUUUUUGUAUUUGCAUAAGCAUAUAAAAUAAUAGGCAUUACAAUAUUUUUUUUCUAAAUCACUACCUAGUUACUUUUCUUCUGAGGGAAAUGUCUUUCACUGUGCUGGAGAGAUCUAUUUAAAAUAAAGACUAUGCCAAUAAUUUUA